CCAGCCAACCAGCCAGCCCUUGAACCGCGGUGGUGUUCGCGCCGCAUCGUAAUCGCCAGUCAGUCACCGGUUGAACGCCGGAACGGGAACACGCGCGUCCCCCUAGAUCGAAUCCCUUCGGUCGGUCUCUGCAAUAUAUCGUUUGCUAACCCUCCCCACCCCCCUCACGGCGUGCACUGUCUGCAGUCUAUAUCAUAUAGGUUCGCUCGCCCUCCGUCAGUUGCCCGCUCGCUCGUGCUCCCGCUGGUCUAGCCGUGUUCUCGUACUUUUCCGUCGCCUGCGAGCGUGCGUGCUCUCGUCCGCUCCGAUCGUCACGCUCUUCGCUUGGCCCAGCAACAGGAAUAGGUAUAUAAGGAGGGCACGAAAGGGAAAUGGCAAGUUGCAUUGGUGUUGUCGAAUGUUAUAGAAAAUGAAAUACAAUUUCCCCUGACUACACACAUGGAAAACUAACGAAGGCGUAUUGGCACCAGCCGGCGUCUCCAACGUUCAACAAAUUCCUCCUACAAGUCGGUGUCAGGCCAUUUCCUGAGCUUAACCAUAUAUCCGACAAGAUAGGUUGGUCAGACUUCCGGCGAGGCAGCAGUCUGCCAUCGGUGCCGUCAACUGCCGGCACAAUGUUUUCCAAACUCAAGUCGGGCACGUCGUCCGUCAGCCAGGGUGCUCAGGUGUUGUCCACCAACAAUAUCCUCAACCUGUUCGAGGUCGGUAAAUUCGUGUGUUCGGCUGGCCCCGAGCUCAUAUGGAAGGUCUACGAAGGGUUCCGGAAACCGGAUGGAAAGGAGGUAUCGAUAUUCGUUUUCGAAAAAAAAUUGGCUGACAAGCUACACAAACCCAGACGGAAGGAGACGGUGACGGAGAUACUGAAGAAGAGCGUGCACUACCUGGAGAUGCUCAGACAGCCCAAACUCAUACUGAAGGUGGUGCACUCGGUGGAGGACUGCAACGACACGCUCGCAUUUGCCGCCGAGCCCGUGAUCGCCAGUCUGGCCAACAUACUCGCGUACCAGGCGUCCGUCGGUGGCCGGGCCGUCAACGGGCCACCGUCCACCGGUGCGUCCAUCAUCACGGCCACGGCCAUGCCGCGGCCGGCGCACGCGAGGGAGUACAACUUUUUGGACUUUGAGAUCAAGUACGGCAUCAGACAGAUUGCCGAAGCCCUUGAUUUCUUAUCACCUCAAGUCCAUCACCACAAUGUUUGCCCAAGCAGUAUAUUGGUAACAAAAACAGGAACCUGGAAACUUAGUGGUCUGGAAUUCAUUGUUCAGACUGAGGCUAGAGAGCGGAUUACUUGUACUCCGUGGACGUCGAGACUGCCAAAAAUGGCACAACCCGAUUUGGACUAUAUAGCUCCGGAAGUCCAGCUGUCUUCAUAUUGUAGUUCUCACAGCGAUAUGUUCUCGUUGGGAAUGGUGAUAUUCGCGAUAUUCAAUAACGGUCGACCAUUGAUACAAGCGAACCACAGCAGCUCAACGUACAUGAAACAAUUAGAUGUGUUAGAAAAUCAAAUUCACAAUGUAUUGCCCAAACUCCCGGCACAGUUACAAGAAAUGGCGACCAAAAUGCUGAGCAAGGACGUGGAUGCAAGGCCGUUCGUCAAAAAUUUAUUGCACACUCCUUAUUUCUGCGAUCGUUUUGUGGAAACUAUUCAGACAUUGGAUAUUAUAAAUAUGAAAGAUCUAAUACAGAAAUGUCAGUUCUACAAGAUAACACUGAAAGAGUCAUUACCAUUCAUUCCAAAGAAAAUUUGGUAUCAAAGAGUUUGGCCGUUUUUGCAACACGAAAUGUUAAAACCAGACGUAUCAGCAGCUGUUCUACAUCCAGUAAUAUUCUUGAUACAAGAGUCCACUCUUGAGGACUACGAAACACUCAUGUUGCCUGCUAUGAGCAAAAUAUUUAAUGGUCCAAAACACGUUCCUGUGCAAGUGAUACUAUUGGAAAACUUGCAUGUGAUAUUGGAAAAAACGCCAAGAGACGACAUCAGAAAAGAAGUACUCCCUUUAUUGUACACAGCAUUUGACUUUUCGGACAUAGAAGUACAGGUAAGUUGUAAUUAUUUUGGUUAUCUUAAUAACCUAGGUUGUCGCUUAAAUUAAUACACAGGGUGUUUAACAUUAUUAUUUAAACACUAUUUCAAUAAACGUUUACCCA
Molecule: messenger RNA, 2148 nt
Organism: Acyrthosiphon pisum (pea aphid)
Lineage: Eukaryota; Metazoa; Arthropoda; Insecta; Hemiptera; Aphididae
Product: SCY1-like protein 2
Exons: 11
Coding region: 615-2093 (492 amino acids)
Biological process (GO): protein phosphorylation
Molecular function (GO): protein kinase activity; ATP binding
Source: RefSeq, a predicted model, not a curated record